Cephus cinctus (wheat stem sawfly) is the source of this 2628-nucleotide messenger RNA. Its product is annotated as protein lgg-2. The transcript is spliced from 4 exons. The coding region runs from base 245 to 613 and encodes 122 amino acids. The record is from RefSeq and is a predicted model, not a curated record. Gene Ontology annotation, cellular component: cytosol; autophagosome membrane; autophagosome. Lineage: Eukaryota; Metazoa; Arthropoda; Insecta; Hymenoptera; Cephidae. Gene Ontology annotation, molecular function: ubiquitin protein ligase binding. Gene Ontology annotation, biological process: autophagosome assembly; cellular response to nitrogen starvation; macroautophagy.
CCUGACGCUGGGGAAGCGUCACGUUGCCAUUAUUUUGAGCCGUCGGGAUUAUUCAGAAAGUCUCACAGUUGAUAUUCAUCAUUUGUCAUCAUUGAAAUAAGUCGUAGUAGUUGAUAGUCGUGUGAAACAGUAAAUUCGAGAAUGAGUUUAACACCGAAGACUUUUAAGGAAAAGCGUCCCCUUGGUGGGUAAUAAUAACGAAAUAUCAUAUUUAUUUUGAGUUAUUACUUGACAUAUAUGAGGGAUGCGAAAUAAUAAGUUUAAAAGGUUCUGGAGGGCACAGCGCAUGGCAGAUGUGGAAUUAAUAAGAGAACAAUAUCCAAAUAAGAUUCCUGUAAUAGUUGAACGAUAUUAUGGGGAGAAACAAUUGCCACUGAUGGACAAGUCUAAGUUUCUGAUACCUGAUCACUUGACAGUUGCGGAACUGAUCAAAAUCAUUAGACGCAGGCUACAGCUUCAUCCGACCCAGGCCUUUUUUCUGUUGGUGAACCAAAGAAGUAUGGCUAGUGGUAGUAUGACUAUGUCACAAUUGUAUCAAAGGGAAAAAGAUCCUGAUGGUUUUCUCUACAUUGUGUUUGCUAGUCAAGAAGUGUUUGGCCAUCAGAGUGCAUAGAUUUUUUGCUAUAGAUAUGUGUGAUACAGUUACGAUCAAAUACUACUCUACGCCGGACAUACUAUUGAAUCUUAGUAACAUCAUGGAUUUGCUAAUACAUGAAUUGUAGAUACGACCAUUAAUGUCUAUCUACCAUUAAUUAAUCGUAUAUAACUUUAGUAUACUAUGAAUAUAUAGUAAUACCAAAAUAAUCGACGAAUGAACAAGAAAAAACUGUUAUGCAUAAAAUCCUUGUGGUGUUUUCGAUAUUCAAUGUAUGUAACAUAUAUAUCUUAGUAUAAGUUACAUAAAAAGAUGGGUAUGUUUACUAGAGAUAGCAUUCAUAUUAAUUCACAAGUACUAUUAACUUGUAUUAUUGAUCUUAUUGAUAAACUGUUUGACUGGAGAUGACAUUUUUUAUAAUGAUGAAAACAAGUGCAGUUUUCUUAUUUUUAUGAAUAUUAAAAAUUAUCUUGAUGAUAUAGCACAAUAUUAGAAGGCUGAUUGAUCUUGGAAUGCAUUCUUGAACUUUUUGUCUUAUUGUUAACAAUGUUUCUUUAUUGUUUUCAUAUCUAUCUACGAGCCUUCAUGAGGAUGCAGGAUACAUUAUUAAAUAGUUUCAUAAAAAAUUAUUAAAGUGUACAAUAAAACUCAAGAUCACAAAGUGCAAUGUACAAAAGCUUUCUUCUAUAAAUCGGUCUCUGCAGUCAUAAUCGCCUGACAAUUUAAUGAAACACGCGCAUUCUCUGAACAAUAAUUAUCAAAUCGUAAAAAACAACUCUAAAUUAUUUCCAAUCUUCACAUAAGUAUUUAGCAAAAGUGUUCAUGUAUAUAUUCGUGAGCGUACCUAUCGAAAGUACUUCAAAUUCAAUUGUAGUAGAUAGGAUUGAUGUAAUAACAAAAAUCGAUACGUGUCUAUCAAUAUGAUCUUUUUUAGACUAACAAUCGUGUGAUCAUUUAUGAUUUUUUUUUUCAAAAGUUGAACGUGGAACUUCGCUACAUAAUAUUAAUCACAGUGAUAGUGCCUUGUGUUACUGCUUGGUAGAUAUGUUGAAAAGAAAUUGUUACAAAAUGCACAAUUCAACUUUAAAUUUGUAUUCUAUUAAUGCUCAUGGUAUUAAGAGGAGCGUAGAAUGUCUUUCUAAAAAUAUCCAAGGAUUCUCACAUUUAUUGGAAUAAAAACUUCAAAUUUGCAAAAGUAUAUAGAUCAAAUAUUUAUAAAAAAUUCCUAAACUUUAACGGCAAUAUGUCACAACAAAUAAUUGAACAUUUUAUGUGGAACUGGAUAUACUAAUCAAAGGUAAUCUAAUUGCACUUGUAAUACUUUAGAAAGACAAUCUCAGUCGACUAAAUUAUAACAUUGUGAUAUCACAUGACAUCUCCGCAUUAAUAAUCUAGAUAGCCAAUAACGCGAUGUAUUAUAAUUAAUGAAAUUAUAUUUACGUAUUUUGUAUUGAUUAGAAUGUGACGGAGUCAAAUAGUUUUUCGGCAAUUUUCAGCCUUGACAUUAUACUUGCUGCGCUUAUUAUAGAGAUACUGAUAAUAUCAGAGAUUGUUUGACAAGAACUAGCAUUGAAAUUAUUAAUAGUGUUAAAAGAUUAGGAUUAUGAUACAUGUUUUAAACACGUUACGUUUAUAUGAAACUUUCUUCUCGCAAGGAACGAAUGAACAAAUGCCGAAUUUUUGUUAGUAGCUGGAAAAUCAUUACCAUGCGUAAAUUAGGUAAAGAAUGUUUAUUGCCAUCUGAAUGACAUGCUGGCGAGAGCCUUUGUUAACUGAAUAAUCCAUUUCACAUUUAACAGUUACACAAUGUCCUGCAUCAUAAAUUAGUUUCUUUAAAAUUCUUCUAGAAUAAUUAAUGUAACGCUAAUGCAGGCUAUGUAAUUGAAAUAUUGAAAUGUGGGUUUUCAAAUGCAUUUUUGGAAAAGAAAAAGGGUAUAGUAGACUAGAUAUACUUUCUCAAUAGGUAUAUACCAGAUCGGCUGUGUUCUACAGAUAUAACAAUAUUAUUUACAAUAAAUUGAAACUUUUAAGAU